Molecule: messenger RNA, 1067 nt
Organism: Daucus carota subsp. sativus
Lineage: Eukaryota; Viridiplantae; Streptophyta; Magnoliopsida; Apiales; Apiaceae
Product: oxygen-evolving enhancer protein 2-1, chloroplastic
Exons: 4
Coding region: 112-894 (260 amino acids)
Biological process (GO): photosynthesis
Cellular component (GO): photosystem II; extrinsic component of membrane; photosystem II oxygen evolving complex
Molecular function (GO): calcium ion binding
Source: RefSeq, a predicted model, not a curated record
AAACCAACCAUUUACAUUCCACAAAAAGAUUCUCAUCAACUUUGUUUAUCACACAUUCAACAAUAAUAAUUUUAAAAAAUAUCACCGAGUAACAACAUACAAAAUACAAAAAUGGCUUCGACUUCAUGUUCCUUGCACCACCCUGCACUCCUUAAAUCUUCUCCUUCACAACGCCAUGUUCACUCCACCAAGCCCACCCAAGUUAUCUGCCGUGCCCAGAAGCAAGUUUCUGUACAGGAAGAUGAUUCUGCCAGCGCCACCGUAUCUCGUAGAUUGGCUCUCACGGUUCUCAUUGGUGCUGCUGCAGUUGGCUCCAAGGUUUCUCCUGCUGAUGCAGCCUAUGGUGAAUCUGCAAAUGUUUUCGGGAAGCCAAAGACAACAGAAUUUAUGCCCUACACUGGAAAAGAUUUCACUCUGUUGAUUCCUGCAAAAUGGAACCCAAGCAAGGAGGUGGAAUUCCCGGGACAGGUUCUUAGAUUCGAAGACAACUUCGACACCACCAGCAACCUUUCAGUCAUGGUCCUCCCAACCGACAAGAAGUCCAUCACCGACUACGGUUCCCCUGAAAAAUUCUUAUCUACAGUGGACUACUUGCUGGGAAAACAAGCCUACUUCGGCAAGACUGCUUCAGAGGGUGGCUUUGAACAAGAUGCGGUGGCAACAGCCAAUAUAUUGGAGACCGCGACUCCUGUGGUCGGUGGGAAGCAGUACUACAGCUUGUCCGUAUUGACAAGAACUGCAGAUGGAGAUGAAGGGGGCAAACACCAGCUUAUCACAGCCACAGUUUCAGAUGGUAAGCUUUAUAUAUGCAAGGCUCAAGCCGGAGAUAAGAGAUGGUUUAAAGGAGCCAAGAAAUUCGUGGAGAAUGCUACAAGUUCUUUCAGCGUUGCUUAAGAUAAACCAUGGGUUUGAAUGUAAAUCAGCUUAAUUAAAGAUGUGUUGGUGUAUUCAUUAUGUCAAAACAUCUUAGCCCAAGUUUUAAAGGUGAAUAAGCACUCCGUUUGAGGAAGCUACUGCGACUGAUCUAGCAUUUGUAUGCAUAUAAGAUUGGUGCUACAUUGUCAAUA